CCCAGUCCUGAUGUGCCUGCAGGCUUUCUAAACCUCUUUCAAUCUCCUGGCACCUGGGGAGCUGGGAUAAGUUGGUACAUCACUGUACUUAAGCCCACAAUAUGCUCAUUCAGGUUAUUAAGAGUCAGGUUGAAAUGAAAUCUUGAAAUCACAUGAGCUCCUUCAAAUAUGGAUUAGACACUCCCGAUCAACUGACAGGUUCCUGUAUAACACAUCUUUCAAAUAUUUAGAUUGAUAUGGAGUUCUGCCAUUAGAAGCCUUUUUAACACAAUGCAAGAAAGCUAGAAUAUCUGUUGAAAUGACACCAACUUUAAAUACACCUUUAGCGCUGAGCUGACAGAGGAACUAGAGAAGAUAUUCAGAUCCCUGUGGACGAAUUAAAACAGUGCCUGUGUCUUUAAAGAGGCCAUCUUUGUGGCGAACAGUCUGACUAAGCCUGUGGAGCAACAGGAAGUUACAUCAAGCAAUGUAACUAAAGCAAAAGGAGCCCUUUGCUGGAGUUGCUGUGGCUAGGAAUUCUGCUCAAGCAUGGGGUGACACUCUGGUUGGUUUUUUUCCCCCAUAUGAGCUGCACAACAUUUCGCAACCUUUUUCACAGAGCCUGAAAAGAGGGGAGAACAAAGUCCAUGUGUUAGUGGACACACCUAGCUCAGGACAGAAACUUCGUUUUCCUUUCCCAGACCACAGAGGUGAAUCCAGCUAUGCCUGUGGAAGAGCUCAACCCGUCCCAUUACCAAGCGAGCCGUGCUGCCAAGGUGGCGGAGCACUACCUGAACUACCACUACGGCUCCCCUUUCAGAAGGUUUAUUAUUCGUCAGGUUAAAAGGGCCACUUUAGAGGAAAUUCCUACAGGAGCAGCAAGGUAUCACAUUGAAUUUUCACUGGAAGAGAUGGUCAGCAAUACAACCAUUGGAAACUGUGCCGCAGAAAUAGUUUUUGAGAGAACUGAGGAGCAGAAAACUCCUCAAGUUCAAUGCACUUGUGAUGACCUCCUGAAAAUAAACACUUCUGAAGCAGAGAACAGUUUCUUCCACCAGAUCAAGAAAAGUUCUGCCCUUGUAUCUGGCCAGUACAUUCCAGACAGCUAUGGAUUCACUGCGCCGGAAAUGACACCCUUGUGGCACCUGGGAGGAGUGGCCGCAAGCUUUGUGAUGUUGAAGGAAUCCAAUGAAUCCACACUAUACAAUAUGGCGCAAAUCCUGAGCCUACAACAGCAGGAAUCAGAAGGCGAAUCCCUUGAAUUUGACUAUGAAGUCCUUCUUCAUGAGUUCAUAUCACAGGAAAUGAUCCAGUGGCACAUGAAGGUUAACUGGAGUCCGACAGAGGGAGUAAAAGUAACUCAGAGUAAUUUGCAACCCAAACACCAUGACCACUCGCCAACGACAGAAAACCCAGUCAUCAAUUCCUCCAGCACCUAAUGUUCUUAAAGUCGCUACUGGGAAAAGACCUCAGGCCACCCUGGCAGUAGCAUACAAAGCUGACAUAGUAAUGCAUUAAUUACAAAAAUAACCUUGGAAACAGAAGCCAAUACUGAGAAAUUAACAUCUGAUGGUCUAUGUAGAACAGAAUGUCUAAUAAUUAUUCUCUAGCCUUCUUAGCACGUAUAGAUAUGAAUUCCAACAAAUGUAUUGAUUGCAAAAGUACAGAAAUAAAUACCAAUAAAUUCAGGGAUGUGAUGUGAAUUAUUA
Molecule: messenger RNA, 1688 nt
Organism: Lepisosteus oculatus (spotted gar)
Lineage: Eukaryota; Metazoa; Chordata; Actinopteri; Semionotiformes; Lepisosteidae
Gene: lxn
Product: latexin
Molecular function (GO): metalloendopeptidase inhibitor activity
Source: RefSeq, a predicted model, not a curated record